Molecule: messenger RNA, 390 nt
Organism: Arxiozyma heterogenica
Lineage: Eukaryota; Fungi; Ascomycota; Saccharomycetes; Saccharomycetales; Saccharomycetaceae
Gene: MRP17
Product: mitochondrial 37S ribosomal protein bS6m MRP17
Exons: 1
Coding region: 1-390 (129 amino acids)
Biological process (GO): translation
Cellular component (GO): ribosome
Molecular function (GO): structural constituent of ribosome; rRNA binding
Source: RefSeq, a predicted model, not a curated record
AUGUUAUAUGAAUUAAUGGGUAUUGUUCGUGUUACAAAUACAUUACAAGGACCUGUAGAAGCUAAGGAAUUAUUAACUUCUAUUGGUAAAACUAUUCUUUCUAACAGAGGUUUAAUCAGAUCAAUUAUUCCUAUUGGUAUAGAGCAAUUUUCUUCUGUCUUAAAGAAAAACCAAACUAAAUACUAUCGUGGUUACAGAUUCGUUAUGUUAUUUGAUUCAUCUGUUGGUGUACAAUCUGAAAUAAAUAGAAUACUUAAAAAGGAUCCACGUCUAAUUCGUUCAUCUAUAGUGAAAAUUAAUACAAAGAGAAACCUUGAUAUAGCUUCCUCAUUAGAUAGAAUCCAAAGUUAUAAUUCCAUAUUACAAAAAGUUGGUUCUAAUAAUAUAUAA